Acaulospora morrowiae is the source of this 867-nucleotide messenger RNA. The record is from the annotation of a GenBank genome assembly. NCBI's taxonomy places the organism in Eukaryota, Fungi, Glomeromycota, Glomeromycetes, Diversisporales, Acaulosporaceae.
AUGGUCCGUUUUUAUUCUGGGAAGAAUAUUCCAAUGAUACUUGGUCGAGACCAAAACCUCUACGAAACAGACAAAGAUCUCAAUUCCUCCGGUUGUUUCUAUCAGAAAUCGGUCCCAGAAGGCGCAAACGGAAGACUUGAUAACGAUUUAUUAUAUGGCCUCAAUACUCAGCUCAGAAUAUCAAAACGGAUAUGGUAUGACGCCGUUAAAGGGUUUAAUCUCACUCGUGACUUCGCCGACCUCAUUGACUCUAUGAUCAAACAAACUGGAAAGAAACCCACAAUUAUAGCAAUCGGUCCUGUUACUAAUAUUGCCACUCUUCUACGUGCCUUUCCAACUUAUUCCAAAAAAAUUGAACGAGUUGUCUGGCUAGCUGGAGCUUUAAAAGUUCCCGGGAAUUUAUUCAGCGUACCGAAUAAUACUGGAGCCGAAUUCAACGUUUUCCUUGACUGUGUCGCCGCCAAUGAAUUACUUGCUUCUGAAUUAAAUAUAACCUUAUUACCACUCGAUUUUACGAGUAAAACGUUGCUCAAUGCUGCUUUCUUUGAUAAACUGUCAGAGCUUACAAGUUUUUACGGGAAGUUCACAUAUAAUCUUUUGUCAAUUAUUCGAGCGACAUGGUUUGAUGGAUAUUCCACGUUUUUUGCUAAAUAUCAACUUUGGGAUCCUAAAGCCGUCUCCAUUGUUAAGGGGAUAGACGUUUCGGAGCCUAUAUCAAACCGUUCAUUGGCUGUUACUUGCGUUGGAGAUGUAAACUGUGAUGGACAGUUUAUGGUUUCUCGGGUUUUGACUAAGGCUAAUCUUUAUGUUGCAUUGAUGUGCUUAGAAAAGAGUAGGCUUGUACAAAUGAGUAUUUUGUCCGAAUAG